Messenger RNA from Penicillium samsonianum, 1710 nucleotides. RefSeq lists its product as uncharacterized. The transcript is spliced from 3 exons. Gene Ontology annotation, cellular component: membrane. Gene Ontology annotation, biological process: phosphate ion transport; transmembrane transport. NCBI's taxonomy places the organism in Eukaryota, Fungi, Ascomycota, Eurotiomycetes, Eurotiales, Aspergillaceae. The coding region runs from base 1 to 1710 and encodes 569 amino acids. The record is from RefSeq and is a predicted model, not a curated record. Gene Ontology annotation, molecular function: phosphate transmembrane transporter activity.
AUGGCCACUCCUCUUGAAACCGUGGCAAUGGCAAAUGAUCCCUUUAACGAGCAAUCUCGUGCCGAAGAAGCCCGCGAGCGUCGUCACCGUGCCUUGGCCAAAAUCGAUGAUGCCCCCUUCGGCUUGCAGCACAUUCGCGCUGUGAUCGUCGCCGGUGUUGGUUUCUUCACGGACAGCUAUGACAUCUUCGCCAUCAAUUUGGCUGUCAGCAUGCUGGGUGUUGUCUACUGGCAGGGCGAUUACAAGGGCAAGAUUCCCUCUGCUUCCGACACUGCUAUCAAGGUCUCGACUUCCGGUGGAACUGUCAUCGGCCAGCUUUUCUUCGGUUGGCUUGCUGAUCGGGUUGGUCGCAAGCGAAUGUAUGGUAUUGAGUUGAUGAUCAUUAUCAUGGCUACUCUUGCUCAGGCUUUGUCGUCCGCUUCUGUUGCUGUCUCUAUUACUGGCUUGCUUGUCUUCUGGCGUGUUAUUAUGGGUAUUGGAAUUGGUGGAGAUUAUCCUCUUUCCUCCGUUAUCACCUCAGAGUUUGCGACUACAAAAUGGCGUGGUGCCAUGAUGGGUGCAGUCUUCGCCAUGCAAGGAUUCGGACAGUUCGCUGCUGCUAUUAUGGCUUUGAUUGUCACUGCCGGCUUCAAGGAAUCUCUUGAGACUGCCAAAGAUGUCGGUCACUGUACUGGUGUCUGUCAGUUGGCAGUUGACAAGAUGUGGCGGGUGGUCAUCGGCUUCGGGGCCGUUCCUGCCUGUUUCGCCCUUUACUACCGCCUGACCAUUCCUGAGACUCCCCGUUUCACUUACGAUGUCCAACAUGAUCUUCUCAAGGCCGAUGAAGACAUCAAUGUCUAUCUUAAGGGCCAAAGUGAAGGCCAUCCUGAUGAGGUUGAUCGUGCUCGAGUCUUGCACGAUACCACGUUUGCGCCUCCUCAGCCUGGCUGGCGAGACUUCGUCGAUCACUUCAGUCAGUGGAAGCAUGGCAAGGUUCUUCUUGGUACAGCUGGGUCGUGGUUCUUCCUUGAUGUCGCCUUCUACGGUCUGGGUCUCAACAACUCCAUUAUCCUGUCCGCUAUUGGUUGGACUGGAGGCAAGAAUGUCUACGAAGUCUUCUAUCGCAAUGCGGUAGGCAAUCUGAUUCUGAUCUGUGCCGGCGCCAUCCCCGGCUACUGGGUCACCGUUGCGACUGUCGACACCAUCGGCCGCAAGCCCAUUCAGCUACUGGGAUUCGGAAUGCUUACAAUCUUGUUCGUCAUCAUCGGAUUUGCUUACAAUAAAUUGAUCCACACCCACAACGGUCUUCUCGCUCUGUAUGUCAUUGCCCAGUUCUUCUUCAACUUCGGACCCAAUGCCACUACAUUUAUCGUGCCCGGCGAAUGCUUCCCGACCAGAUACCGAUCCACCUCGCACGGAAUCAGUGCUGCAGCGGGCAAGGUUGGGGCAAUCAUUGCCCAGUGUGUCUUCGGUCCCCUCGUCCACCGCGGCGCAAAGAAACCCGACGACUCACCCUGGCUCAACCAUGUCAUGCAGAUCUUCUCUUUGUUCAUGCUGUGUGGCUUUGCUACUUCUUGGUUGAUCCCUGAGACCAAGCGCCAGACUCUGGAGGUUCUCUCUGGGGAGCCCAAGACUUCUACGCCCGCCAGCCCUUACAUGUUUGCCAAGGAUAAGGGCAAGGAUGGCCUCCAGACUCCCCAGGCAGUCACCACCUCUAUCCACGCCGAUUAG